AUGGCAGGCACGAGGCUGCAGAUCGUCGGCGCCUUCGUGCUGUUCACGCUAUUAGCGGCGCCAGUGGCAUGGCACUUGACGCAGGUUGAGCGAGUGGAUCUCCCCGUGGAUCGCAUCCAGCAGCUGUCAUGGGCGGCGUCGCGCUUCAGCGGGCCGGAAAAGUUCCAAGUGGACAUCUACAGUUUAAGCUCCGUGUCUUCGUCUGCGCCGCCCUCCAGUGCCUCCAACGUCGCGUACUUAAUGCAUAACUUACAACUAAACGCAGGACAGAAGAGCUCGCUUCAGACGGCGAUGAGAACAGGUCUUCAGGCGACGGACGAGGCGCUGAAGACGCUGAAAGCGGAUCAUAUGCGCUUCAGCGUCUUCUUGCUAUGCGACAAAAACGCAGCUGUUUCUACCCCCGCUCUGACAGUCGGGAAAUACCGCCACGCGUGGUCAUCGCAGUGCCAAGUGAAUAAAGGCGAUGCGGUGCAUUUUGCUAUUGAAAGAUUGGUGCAGAGGCACGUGUACCCCCAGAAGAGUAUAAUGCAGAAUACCGGGACGAAACCAGCACGAAAGGCGCUGCGCUAUCGCCUACAAUUUUCCUUGCUGAAGGAGAACCCGACGACGCCUUGGAAUGAAGAUCUACGGACGUUGGUGGAUCAGUAUCUCAGCAGGUUUGUGCACAAGGUCGGAGCACUCGCAAAUUUUACAAUCGAGACACAGAUGGUUCAGUACGCGAGACUGGCGAGAGAGGUCACGUCCAGUGCAGACGGAAAAGAAUUCUACAUUAACGCUGAUGAUCUCAAGCAUUUCAAGAGCGCGAACGACUUUCUCGAUGCCUCAGUGCUGGAUGAUGGAGAACAAGUGCUGCACUUUAUGGCUGCACUUCCGGAUAUCAAGCAUGCCCCGUUGUACAUCCGUGCUGCGGAGAACGAUGCUAGUCUGGCAACGUCAUUUGAGCUACCUGGUUGGGGCAUUGCCGCUAUUUUGAACCCUUUUGCAUUUAAUGGCAAGCCUUCUGCUGAUGUGUCUGCGGAGGAAACAGCAACAACGAAAACACGUGAAUUGCAGCGGGUUAUGGGACUUUUUGUCACGGAAUUCCGCGCACUACUCGGUGUUCCGUCCUUCACUAAGCGACAACGAGAGGAGGACAGAACAAGUCACGGUACUGCGGAACAGCGACUACUGUUCUUGCCUUCACCCGUUGACGGUAUAGCGGAUUGGGAGUUGGACGUGAUCGCGCGCGACCGCUUCUCUAAGCUCAUGCAGACGGCAAUUGAGACGCUGCAGUCGACUGUGGAACUUGUCGAGGCUCUGCCGGAGUUGAGUGUACUGGAACGAGUGCAAACUCGAGUGGAGUCUGCCGUCACGAGACUUGAAGCCAUCUUGUGUGGUAGCGCUCGGGAGCAGGAGUGUGUAGAAGUGUCAGAUCUUCGUAGUCUGCUGGCGAUGGCUCGUCAGGCUUCGGAACUCACAGACGCUGCCUACUACGACCACACUAUGAUCCGUCAACUCUACUUCCCUCAAGAGCAAAUGCUGGGUGUAUACGCUCCACUUCUGGCUCCACUAAUCCUUCCUUUUGUUUUGGGCUUGGUACGUGAGCUCAAACGCUUCAAGGUGAAGCGUGCAGCCACGGGGAAAGUGUAA
This is a messenger RNA of Phytophthora infestans T30-4, 1629 nucleotides long. RefSeq lists its product as uncharacterized. The coding region runs from base 1 to 1629 and encodes 542 amino acids. Gene Ontology annotation, cellular component: GPI-anchor transamidase complex. Gene Ontology annotation, biological process: attachment of GPI anchor to protein. The record is from RefSeq and is a predicted model, not a curated record. The transcript has 2 exons. NCBI's taxonomy places the organism in Eukaryota, Oomycota, Peronosporomycetes, Peronosporales, Peronosporaceae.